Molecule: messenger RNA, 1975 nt
Organism: Fomitiporia mediterranea MF3/22
Lineage: Eukaryota; Fungi; Basidiomycota; Agaricomycetes; Hymenochaetales; Hymenochaetaceae
Product: CTP synthase
Exons: 10
Coding region: 29-1891 (620 amino acids)
Biological process (GO): CTP biosynthetic process; pyrimidine nucleobase biosynthetic process
Cellular component (GO): cytoophidium; cytoplasm
Molecular function (GO): CTP synthase activity; identical protein binding
Source: RefSeq, a predicted model, not a curated record
UUCAAGUGCUUGCUUAUCUUCUACCGCAAUGACCAAGUAUAUUCUUGUUUCUGGAGGGGUUGUGAGCGGGAUUGGGAAGGGCGUCAUCGCUUCUUCGACAGGCCUUCUGCUUAAAAUGGCUGGCCUCAAAGUAACUGCAAUCAAGAUAGAUCCUUACAUGAACAUAGAUGCUGGGACAAUGGCUCCAACGGAGCAUGGCGAAGUAUACGUACUCAAUGAUGGAGGAGAGGUCGACCUUGACCUGGGAAAUUAUGAGAGAUAUCUAGAUGUCACGCUUACACGAGAUAAUAAUAUUACGACUGGGAAAAUCUACAAGGAGGUUAUUGAACGUGAGAGGAAAGGCGAUUAUCUUGGGAAGACAGUACAAAUUGUCCCUCAUGUAACGAAUGCCAUUCAAGAUUGGAUAGAACGCGUUUCUAAAAUACCAUCGGAUAAUACGGGUGAGGAACCAGAUGUCUGCAUCAUAGAACUCGGAGGAACAGUGGGUGAUAUCGAAUCAGCUCCAUUUAUCGAAGCUAUGCGACAAUUCCAGUUUCGCGUUGGUCAUGCCAAUUUUGCUCUGAUUCACGUUUCAAUGGUGCCAGACAUGCAUGGCGAGCAGAAGACGAAGCCCACGCAAACAACUGUUCAUCAACUGCGAGGACUUGGACUUUUGCCCGACAUCAUCGCAUGUCGUCUUAUUGUGCCUAGUCCUCUACAGCCCGCAACGAAGCAGAAAAUCGGAAUGUUCUGCCACGUUGGCGAGGAUCAAGUAAUUGGAGUACACGAUGUUUCAUCGCUGUAUCAUGUUCCUCUCCUUCUUGAGUCGCAAGGCAUUGUCACUUUCCUACGGAAACGUCUCGAGCUCCCUCCAAUUGACCAAUUACCGAAAGCGAUGAUGGAGAGAGGCCUUAGCUUAAGCAAACGGUGGAAAGAACUUACUCGAGGCCAAGAACGACUUUUCGACUCGGUUUCGAUUGCAUUAGUCGGCAAGUACACCGUUCUGAAAGACUCGUACAUGUCGGUUAUCAAGGCGCUCGAGCACUCUGCAUUCCGUUGCAACCGGAAGCUCGAGAUCAAGUGGGUUGAGUCUUCCGACUUGGAGCCCGAGACGCAGGAGUCUAAUCCUGUCAACUACCACGAUGCCUGGCGAGCAGUUGUCGGCGCUAACGGUAUCCUGGUUCCGGGAGGGUUUGGGCAGCGCGGGACCGAGGGCAUGAUCCAAGCUGUGAAGUGGGCUCGCGAACAACGAAUUCCCUUCCUUGGUAUCUGUCUUGGAUUCCAAGUUGCAGUUAUUGAAUGGGCAAGAAACGUCUUGGGCAUGCCUGCGGGUAACUCUGGCGAGUUUUCUACAGAAGACGAGAGCUCUGUUGUCAUUUUCAUGCCUGAAGGAUCACGUACUCAUAUGGGCGGGACCAUGCGUCUUGGCCUACGACCAACGGUCUUCAGUCCCGACAAUGUGCAUUCAAAGGUGCGUGCACUAUAUGGUGGCGCAGAGAAGAUCUGGGAGCGCCACCGACAUCGGUACGAAGUCUCGCCUCAAUACGUUAAGCGUCUAGAGGAGAGCGGCAUGCGCUUCGCUGGGAAGGACGAGAAAGGUGAACGUAUGCAAAUCAUGGAACUCGGAGAUCAUCCAUACUUCGUCGGCCUACAGGCUCAUCCAGAAUUUUGCUCACGGCCACUAAAUCCUUCACCGCCGUUCCUCGGAUUUGUUGCCUCUUCUUGCGGGCCGAGCGAACUCGCAGAUCAAUGUGAACUACAAAGGCAGACCUUCGUACCACCUCAUCCACCUGGUGCGAUGGUAGACGAAGCAGAGAUCAUCCGAAAACAAGGAAGAGAGGGUGAUCUCGUUAAUGCUGGUGCACCAAUUGCUGGGGAGAAAGUCGCAAAUGUUAUUCCGAACGGCGCUUAAUGCAUGAAACACAUGCUCUAUGAUGUCAAGUAUCUUUUGUGAUAUUCAGGUAGAUAGCCAAGCACAUACUAUUUCCCUUUGUGC